Nerophis lumbriciformis (worm pipefish) is the source of this 2645-nucleotide messenger RNA. Its product is annotated as G-protein-signaling modulator 2-like. NCBI's taxonomy places the organism in Eukaryota, Metazoa, Chordata, Actinopteri, Syngnathiformes, Syngnathidae. The record is from RefSeq and is a predicted model, not a curated record. Gene Ontology annotation, biological process: establishment of mitotic spindle orientation. Gene Ontology annotation, molecular function: GDP-dissociation inhibitor activity; G-protein alpha-subunit binding. Gene Ontology annotation, cellular component: cell cortex.
GUGUAUGCACAAGAAGGAAUUGAAGGCGAAGGGUGUUGUGUUGGAAAAGCUAGAUUUGCUUCAAAGGGUAAUCGAGAAGCUUGAAAUGUCCAUCUUGUCAGACUGCCUUAAGUGCAUACGAAUGGGAAGAAGCAACAGGAUGGAGUCGUCAUGUCUGGACCUGGCCCUGGAAGGUGAACGACUCUGUAAGGCCGGCAAUUAUCGUGCUGGUGUGUCUUUCUUUGAGUCAGCCAUCCAGGUUGGAACCGAGGACCUCCAAAUCCUCAGCGCCAUCUACAGCCAGCUUGGCAAUGCUUACUUUCACCUGCAGGAAUUUAACAAAGCCUUGGAGUACCACCGGCAUGAUCUCACGCUUACAAGGACGAUUGGGGAUGAAGUUGGUGAGGCCAAAGCCAGCGGCAACCUUGGGAACACCUUAAAGCUUUUAGGAAGAUACAAUGAAGCGGUGGUUUGUUGCCAAAGACAUUUAGACAUCACAAGAGCUAUGUGUGAUAAGGUUGGGCAGGCCCGAGCACUAUAUAAUUUUGGGAACGUUUACCACGCCAAGGGCAAAAGCAUCUGUUGGUCGGGGACAGAGCCGGGAGAGUUUCCAGAGGAAGCCAGGAUAGCCCUGAGGAAAGCUGCACAGUACUAUGAAGCAAACCUGUGUCUUGUGAAGGAGUUGGGAGAUCAUGCAGCCCAGGGUCGCACUUAUGGGAACCUUGGUAACACCUAUUAUCUACUGGGGGACUUUGAAACUGCUGUUGUAGCGCAUGAAAAGCGCCUUCUCGUUGCUAAAGAGUUCGGGGACAAGUCUGCUGAGAGGAGGGCACACUGUAACCUUGGUAACGCUCACAUCUUCCUCAGCCAAUUUGAAGUGGCAGCUGGUCAUUACAAGAGGACUCUGCAGCUCGCCAGGCUUUUGAAGGACAAGGCGGUGGAGGCCCAGGCCUGUUACAGUCUGGGUAACACCUACACACUACUUCAGGACUACGAGAGAGCCAUUGAUUAUCACCUCAAACAUCUGGUCAUUGCUCAAGACCUCAACGACAGAAUUGGGGAAGGAAGGGCCUACUGGAGUCUAGGAAAUGCCCACACUGCCCUUGGGAACCACGAGCAAGCUAUGCACUUUGCUGAAAAACAUCUGGAAAUUGCCAAAGAAACAGAAGACAAAAGUGGUGAGGCGACGGCGCGGAUGAAUCUGUCUGACCUCCGGCUGGUUGUAGGCCUAAAGUCCAGCAUCUAUUCCAACAUCUUCAGCAAAACUAACAGCUCUGCACAUUCAGUUAGCCAUCAGAGUUACCUCAGCAUGUCAGGAACAAAGUCUCCAUUAAAGAAGGAAGGUAGUGCAGAUCUAAGUCCAAAUUCAUCAUUAAGUCAGGACUGGGAGGAAGAUAAACUCUCCAGGUCAUCAAAAAAUAACACCAUCAAGGCUUCCACUAAACUUUUUCUUUUUCACCGACUAAAAAGUAAAAAACGGAAGAGCAACAAAUCUCCCAAAGAGCAGCAUGACAGUGCCUCAGACCUCUCAGUGCCUGAUUUGGACCCGCCAAAGUCUUCCCAGCAAGUGUCACAUGACACAAUUGGGGAGGAUAGCUUUUUCGACCUCCUCUCUCGUUUCCAGGGCAACCGAAUGGACGACCAAAGGUGCUCUCUUAUAGAUGGCUUGAACCAUCAGCCCGCCAGCUCCUCUCCCUCGUCCACCCCUGUUGUAGCUGAAAGGAAAUCUAUACUGGACGGCGAAGCGCCAUUGCAGGAUCCUGGUCAUUUCCUGGAGCUGCUGGCCAGCUCCCAGGCCCGUCGGCUGGACGACCAGCGAGUAAGCCUGAGCCAUUUUCCUGGCUUGAGACUCAGCACCUGCAACCGGCCCAGUACACCCUCCACCUCCAGCGAAAACCAAGCCCCUGUUCAAGUCCAUAUUUCCAGUCCAGAUCCAGCUCACAUACAAUCCCAGUACAACUGCAUGGAGCCCAGCACUGAGCAGCCUGAGGGGGAUGACGUCUUCUUUGACAUGCUAGUCAAGUGCCAGGGCUCCAGACUGAAUGACCAGAGGCAAACAGGAUGGAGGAACAGCGGGUCCUGCCUCCAUCUGACGUCACUCAGUCUAAACCGGACUGAUGGAAUGGAAGGAACUACUAUAUAUUGCAUUUUUUUAUUUUAUGGAAGGAACUACUAUAUAUUGCAUUUUUUUAUUUUAGGAGUCAAACUGGAACUAUUAAUCUUUUUUUUAAACUAUUUUUUUAUCCCACUCACUCUUUAAUUGAGGAGUAAUACAACAUAGUAAUUGUAUGGAUCAGGAAUAUAGAGCUUUCACGCUGGAAGUUGACCGGAAGAUUCACAUCAAUCAUAUUUGGUAGUGCCUCUCUGUUAUGCCAUUCACAAGGCCUACAUAGAAAAAAGAUGAUGUACUUACUGUACAAGAACAUCCUUGCCUUUUAACUACAUUCUCUGCUUCCCCAGGUACAAAUCAUUUGGCAUAACGGUCUUGAUUUAUCCUUUGAAAGAAUGAACUCUUUCUGCAUGUACUGCACAUGUAAUUGCCAACAUAUUUGAGAUGGUUUUAUUUGAAAUAAGACUGCUCAUGUGGUAAAAGGAAAAUAUGUUUAGAAUGUUACACUCACAAUCUCUCAGAAGAACAAUCAAAAAAUAAAAUAAUUACAUGCCGA